AUGCCAAUACCACGCCGCCUUUUGCGUGGGGAGAUUACGUACUCCAGCGCAAAGUCCGAUGAAACCAACAUCCUCCAUAAACUGACGUAUUGGGACCAAAGAGCCAAGUUCUUCGAUCAUCUAUAUGAAAAUCGGAGCUUGAUUCAAGCAGUGGUUGCUCACCACCUUGGGUUAAGUGCAAAGGAGGCGUGUCAAGUUGCGGAACGGGACGAGUGGUUGAAUGGGAGCUUCAAUCUUUGUAUUCCUAUCACCAUUGACGGCUGGAAAUCUCAUUCCAGUAAACGUGUUAUAUUCCGACUUCCCCUCCCGUAUCGGGUUGGUGAACUCUUUCGGCCGGGCAAUGCAGAUGAGAAGCUUCGAUGUGAGGCUGGAACCUACGCAUGGCUUCAAGAACAUUGCCCAACUGUGCCUAUACCUCGCCUAUAUGGGUUUGGGCUAUCAACCGGCCAGACUUUUACGGCUCUUGAAAACCUUCCUUUUGGCACUCGCUGUAUACAAUAUCUCCGCCGCAGGAUGUUAGCAUGGCUCGGAUAUCCGGUCCCUUCUCACUAUGUCCGGCACCAUAGCCGAUGCCAAAGUUUAGGUACCUUGGGUACUGGCUAUCUAAUAAUUGAUUAUAUUGAGGAGACGCAAGGCGUGAUGCUCUCAGACACGUGGGACGAGAGGCGCAAUGAUGUAGCGCUACGGAAGAACCUGUUUCGAGAUCUCUGCCGGGUACUACUCAACCUUGCCCGAGUGCCUUUACCCCGGAUUGGCUCUUUCAUUAUUGAUGACAAUGGAUUGUUGAGCCUGGCAAACAGGCCUCUCUCUCUAGAGAUUCAAGACCUGGAAAAUGAGCACAUACCAGUGGAUAUUCCUCGAGACUUUACCUACUCUACUGUGGACUCCUAUGUUGUCGAUACGCUUGCUUUUCAUGACAGUCGUCUACGUCAUCAGCCAAAUGCCAUUAGCAAUAUGGAAGACUGCAUAUACCAGAUGUCAGCCUUGACUAUGAUGAAGACAGUCUCCUCUUUGUUUUUGCAGCGCGACCUCCGCCGUGGGCCUUUUGUUUUUACCCUCACCGAUCUACACCAGAGCAAUAUUUUUGUUGAUAAGGAUUGGAAUAUCAGAUGUCUAAUCGAUCUUGAAUGGGCGUGCUCACGUCCGAUUGAGAUGCUACAUCCUCCUCGUUGGCUAACAAAUCAAGCCGUGGAUAUGAUCGAUGUGGUCGAAUAUGACAAAAUUCGGCACGAAUUCAUGGACAUCCUGGAAGAAGUAGAGCAGGACUUUUGCGCUGGAGGUCACGAAAUCACAAGACUGUCACCGCUUAUGAAACAAGGGUGGGAAAUGGGGACGUUCUGGUAUUCCCUAGCUCUCCGCAGCCCAACAGGUCUCUUUAGAGUGUUCUACGAUCACAUCCAGCCAAGCCUAGCAAAGGGGCAUGAAGAUGACAGUUCAUUCUACCAAAUCGUGAUGUAUUAUUGGACAAAGAACACGAGUACGUUUGUUUCGGAGAAGACGAAAGACAAGGAGGACUAUGACUUGCGGCUCCGAGAAGCAUUUAAAGCUUGA
Molecule: messenger RNA, 1551 nt
Organism: Amorphotheca resinae ATCC 22711
Lineage: Eukaryota; Fungi; Ascomycota; Leotiomycetes; Helotiales; Amorphothecaceae
Exons: 2
Coding region: 1-1551 (516 amino acids)
Source: RefSeq, a predicted model, not a curated record